Messenger RNA from Cercospora beticola, 5234 nucleotides. RefSeq lists its product as uncharacterized. Gene Ontology annotation, molecular function: ATP binding; ABC-type transporter activity; ATP hydrolysis activity. The record is from RefSeq and is a predicted model, not a curated record. Gene Ontology annotation, cellular component: membrane. Gene Ontology annotation, biological process: transmembrane transport. NCBI's taxonomy places the organism in Eukaryota, Fungi, Ascomycota, Dothideomycetes, Mycosphaerellales, Mycosphaerellaceae.
GACGACGAGAUGGCGCCUUGCAGGCUUUGUGCCUCGCGAAAAAUGGAUGAAUCAUACAGAUCUGCUGGCGCUUGUCCAUUUUCUGGACGCCGCCGACUCCACUACACGGGGUGCGGACCUGCGGACCUGCGGUGUGUGGGUAUGUUGGUAGUAAUCAACCAUCUGAAGUGGGUAAACAAAUGUCUCGAAUCCUUUUUCCACAUUCUUUCGCUCUUCGCCUCCGUUGUUCGUUCCCCACUAGUCUCGUUCACUCGGCGUGUGUUUAUAAGUUGGAGAUGAUACCCACCUUUGUUUGGAGAUAGCACCACGAGUCUCGCCACAACUGGGCUGACGUCCCUUCCCAAACGCUGUCAUUGGAGCGCGUUGCGCUUUCCUUGACCGUAGGGUUGACACGGCUGCUGCCGAACGACACCAUGGACUCCGUCGAGCAAAAGCUCCACCUCGAUCACCCAGGACAAACACACGGCGGCCAUGGCUUCACACAGACAGAAAACGCAGAAAACCCAUCGUCGCACAUUCAGACCAGCGAGAAAGAUCAUGAGGCCGGUUUCGCUACCGAAGCCAUCGAGACCAGACGCGAUAUCGACCGGGAUACCCUUGCCACCCAGAGAGACACGUCCGAGGAAGAAGAACGCCGAGAGUCGGUCGAGAGACCGGUAGCGUAUGGCGUUGAUGUACAACGCGCCCACAGCGAUUUUGCCGAGCUCCAACGCGAGUUGAGUAGCACGAGCCGCAUAUCGAAGAGUCGAUUGUCGCGUACACAAAGCAGAAGGAGCGAGAAGAAUGGCGCAAAAGAUCUGGAGAAGGCUGUGUCGCCAUCGACUACAGAAGAGGAGCCAUUUGAUCUGGAAGAUACAUUGAGAGGCAAUAAGCGUCUGGAAGAAGAGAGCGGAAUCAAACACAAGGCCAUUGGCGUGAUCUGGGAUGGCCUCACCGUCAAAGGUAUGGGCGGUAGCAAGAUCUUCGUGCAGACCUUUCCCGAUGCCUUUACGGGUUUCUUCUUUUUCCCCAUCAAGUACCUUAUGGGACUUGCUGGAUUGGGAGGCAAAGGCAAGGAAGUCAACAUCCUGCAGAAUUUCAAGGGCGUGGUCAAGCCGGGCGAAAUGGUCCUUGUUCUCGGCAAACCGGGGUCUGGAUGUACCUCGUUCCUGAAAGUUAUCGCCAAUCAACGCUACGGUUACACCGGGAUAGAUGGUGAAGUUCAGUAUGGACCUUUCUCCGCGAAAGAGUUCGAAAAGCGAUAUCGUGGAGAAGCGGUCUAUUGUGAGGAAGAUGAUGUCCAUCAUCCGACUCUUACUGUGGGACAGACGCUGGGCUUUGCUUUGGAGACCAAGGUUCCUGGCAAGAGACCUGGUGGUAUCAGCGCGGCGCAGUUCAAGGACAAAGUCGUUGAUAUGCUGUUGCGGAUGUUCAACAUCGAACACACGAAGAAUACGAUUGUCGGUAAUCCGUUCGUGCGUGGUAUCUCAGGAGGAGAACGUAAGCGCGUUUCGAUCGCAGAAAUGAUGAUCACCGGUGGUAGCGUUUGCUCGCACGACAACAGUACCAGAGGUCUGGAUGCUUCUACUGCUCUGGAUUAUGCCAAGUCUUUGUGCAUCAUGACCGACAUCUACCACACGACUACUUUCGUCUCGCUCUACCAGGCGUCUGAGAACAUUUACUCGCAGUUCGACAAGGUCAUGGUUAUUGCUGAAGGUCGCCAAGUCUUCUUUGGUCCCGCUAAGGAGGCCAGGUCGUAUUUCGAGAGUCUCGGUUUCCUGGAAAAGCCUAGACAGACAACCCCGGACUAUUUGACUGGUUGCACAGACGAGUUCGAGCGCGAAUAUGCCACUGGGCGUAGCGCUUCGAACGUUCCUUCCACCCCUGACGAGCUCGUAGAAGCCUUCGAAAAGUCUAAAUACGCUACAUUGCGGGACGAAGAGAUGGCCGCAUGGCGCGCGCGUGUCAAGGAGGAGCAGCAUGUCUACGAAGACUUCAAGACCGCCAUCCAGCAGGGCAAGCGUCAUGCACCUCAGAAAUCCGUCUACUCGAUUCCGUUCUACUUACAGGUGUGGGCACUCAUGAAGCGCCAGUUCAUCCUGAAGUGGCAGGAUCGAUUCUCUCUCGUCGUCUCUUGGAUCACAUCGAUUGUCAUCGCCAUCGUCAUUGGUACUGUCUGGCUUCAGCAACCUAAGAGCAGCGCGGGUGCUUUCACUCGUGGUGGUGUUCUAUUCAUCGCACUUCUCUUCAACUGUUUCCAGGCUUUUGGUGAACUUGCGGGUGUCAUGAUGGGUCGAACUAUUGUCAACAAACAUCGCGCUUACACUUUCCAUCGACCUUCUGCGCUCUGGAUUGCUCAAAUAUUGGUGGAUGUUGCAUUCGCGGCUGCACAGAUCAUGGUCUUUUCCAUCAUGGUCUAUUUCAUGUGUGGCCUGGUGUACGAUGCGGGAGCCUUUUUCACCUUCUACUUGAUCAUCAUCACCGGCUACCUGGCGAUCACUCUGUUUUUCAGAACAGUUGGUUGUCUGUGUCCUGACUUCGACAGUGCUAUCAAGUUUGCGGCUACGAUCAUCACCUUGUUUGUUCUGACUUCGGGCUAUUUGAUUCAAUACCAAAGUCAGCAAGUCUGGCUCUCUUGGAUCUUCUACAUCAAUGCGCUUGGCUUGGGCUUCUCUGCUAUGAUGAUGAACGAGUUCGAGAGACUCAACUUGGAAUGCGACGGCACUUCUUUGAUUCCAAAUGGUCCAGGAUACGGCGAUAUUGCGCACCAGACUUGCACACUCGCUGGUAGCACCCCAGGAUCAGCAUCUGUCUCUGGCACGAGCUAUAUCGAGACUGCCUUCUCGUACUCACCUAAGGACCUGUGGCGUAACUGGGGCAUCAUUGUCGUUCUCGUCACCGCGUUCUUGAUCUCCAACGCCUUCCUUGGUGAAUACAUCAAGUGGGGAGCUGGAGGCAAGACCAUUACAUUUUACGCCAAGGAAGACAAGGAGCGCAAGCAGUUGAACGAAGCUCUGGCUGAAAAGCGUAAGAAGCGUAGCCGAAAGGAAGGAGAGGCUGGUGGGUCUGAUCUCAAGAUCGAAUCCAAGGCCGUCCUCACCUGGGAAGAGCUGUGCUAUGAUGUUCCCGUUCCGUCUGGUCAGCUGCGAUUGCUCAAGAACGUCUUCGGCUACGUGAAACCAGGUCAGCUCACUGCCUUGAUGGGUGCUUCCGGAGCCGGGAAGACGACUCUGCUCGAUGUCCUUGCAUCACGAAAGAAUAUUGGUGUCAUCACUGGUGACAAGCUCAUUGACGGCAAGCCUCCUGGUACAGCUUUCCAGAGAGGUACCUCUUACGCCGAACAACUCGAUGUUCAUGAGGGUACUCAGACUGUGCGUGAGGCUCUUCGAUUCUCAGCAGUCCUUCGACAACCAUACGAGACACCGCAAGAAGAGAAGUAUGCAUACGUGGAGGAAAUCAUCGCUUUACUCGAAAUGGAGGAUAUCGCCGAUGCCAUUAUCGGCAGCCCUGAAGCUGGCCUUGCAGUCGAACAACGAAAACGUGUCACUAUCGGUGUCGAACUGGCCGCGAAGCCCGAACUGCUUCUCUUCCUUGACGAGCCUACUUCCGGUCUUGACUCUCAGUCCGCUUUCAACAUUGUGCGAUUCUUGCGUAAGCUCGCCGGAGCCGGACAGGCCAUUCUGUGUACAAUCCAUCAACCGAAUGCAUCCCUCUUCGAAAACUUCGACCGUCUCCUGCUUUUACAGCGCGGAGGCGAAACUGUUUACUUCGGCGACAUCGGCAAAGACGCAAGUGUUCUGCGAAGCUACUUUCACAAGUAUGGAGCUGACUGCCCACCCAACGCCAACCCUGCUGAAUGGAUGCUGGAUGCAAUCGGUGCUGGUCAAGCUGCUCGCAUCGGCGACAAGGACUGGGGCGAGAUCUGGCGCGAUUCGGAAGAGCUUGCAGCCACCAAGGAAGAAAUCACCCGUAUCAAGAAGCAACGUAUUGAAGAAGUCGGAUCCCAGCCGCCUGUCCAUCAAAAGGAAUUCGCCACACCGCUCUGGCACCAGAUCAAGACCGUGCAGAUUCGCACGCACAAGUCUUUCUGGCGUUCCCCUAACUACGGCUUUACACGUCUUUUCAACCACGUCAUUAUUGCCCUCCUCACUGGUCUCAUGUUCUUGCAACUCGACGAAUCCCGGACUUCACUGCAAUACCGAGUGUUCAUUAUCUUCCAGGUCACCGUCUUGCCUGCGCUCAUUCUGGCACAGGUCGAGCCCAAGUACGAUCUCAGUCGCCUGAUCUACUAUCGCGAAGCCGCCAGUAAGACCUACAAGCAGCUUCCGUUCGCCCUGUCGAUGGUCCUCGCCGAAAUCCCAUACAGCAUUAUCUGUGCUGUUGGCUUCUUCCUGCCACUCUACUACAUCCCUGGGUUCAGCUCACAGUCCAGCAGAGCAGGAUACAACUUCCUCAUGAUCCUCGUCACCGAAUUCUUCUCGGUCACUCUUGGUCAGAUGGUUUCUGCUCUAACGCCCAGCACAUUCAUUGCUGUGCUGCUCAACCCGUUCCUCAUUAUCAUCUUCGCCCUGUUCUGCGGUGUCACUGUGCCCAAACCUCAAAUUCCAGGAUUUUGGCGAGCAUGGCUGUACGAGCUCGAUCCAUUCACGCGACUCAUUGCGGGUCUCGUGUCUACCGAGCUGCACCAGAAGCGAGUCGUCUGUACCGACGUGGAGCUGAAUCGAUUCACUGCACCUGAGGGCCAGACGUGUGGCGAGUACAUGUCAAAUUUCUUCAGCGCUGGAGGCCCUGGCUACAUUGUCGACAACUCUACUUCUGAUUGCGGCUACUGCGCAUACAGUGUCGGCGACCAAUUCUAUGAGCCACUUGGCAUCUCAUUCGACAACCGCUGGCGAGAUUUGGGCAUCUUGUGUGCUUUCAUUGGCAGCAACUUGAUCUUGCUGUUCAUUGGCAGCAGGUACUUGAAUUUCAACAGGCGAUAGAAGGAUUCUGCGUAGUUACAAGUUGGUCAAGAAGCGCGGCGUUGGACAAAAAGGUUUUUUUGCAUUGCAUAAUAGGAUAAUAGACGGGCGCGGGUGCAUUUCCAGAACCGUUGUCUUGAGUAGAGGUAUCAGCCGGACAUGCAAGAAUGUCACGAAGAUAGGAGAAUCCGAAAUGUUACGAUUGUGUGUGUGUGGAACUUGGUCUGAGCUUGGUUUCUUACAAGUGGUUGGUGGUGCCCUCUACUGGAUCUGAACCGGUUGCGGGAUCGAUCC